GAUGUUCAGGUCGGCCUUGCAGGAUCUGCAGCUGGAUCAGCGCAUCUUGCCGUGCCCAGCCCGACGCUCGGGCCCAAGCAUCGGUGUAACCAGGCAUUACAGAACGCUCGAGGAUAUUCAAAAGCGAGGUCAGUGGAAGCACGCCAAGUCCAUGCAGAGGUGCGAGAAGGCGGCGCGUCUGGGCCAGUCGCGGGCUUUCCUUCAGCCCCACCUGCGAGAACGCGGACAAGCUGCGAACGUCGUCUACAGGACAUGCUGUUCGGAAAUGGCGCGAGGGAUUUUAUCCUGUGGGAUGGGCAAGCCUUUGCCGCAAUUCCGUUCUAGAUCCUUUUUCGGGCUCCAACUCCAUUGGGCAUGCUGCCUCGGGGAGAGGCUUCAACGACUGCGGGUUUGACAGUCAGAAUGGGGCCGACGAAGACUUCGCUCGCCCAGUUGGUAUCGCUCGAAUUCGUGCCGUUGUCGCCAGAAAGGAAGUCUUAGCUGCCGCCCUCGGCCCCCUUGCGCGUCGCGGAGUGCAGCGGCGGACCGAGGGGGGCAGCGGAGGCGUUCGGCCCGACGUCCGUGGGGGGCCCCAGGCGCCGCAGAGUGCGCGCGUAGUAGGAUCGCGGCAGGAAGUCAGACAUGCCUGGCAGCGUUGAAGUUCAUGAGAGUUUUUGCCCGUGCUGAGGUUCCUUUUUGUGCUCGAGCAUCCCGUCGACAGUGCAAUUUGUUGGGUACUCGCCGCAGUUGAAACAAAUCAUGGCUGUAGGUAGAAUGCGCGUUCGUGUUUGUGAGCAGUGCUAGUUUGGAGCCCGAUGGAGGACGCGCACCAAGCUUUUGUUUUUCAGUGUUGACCCUUAGGAUGCCUGAGUGCUCGAGAGGCGCUGCCGCAGUUUCGGAGGGAUUUGCUCGGCCUCGGGGGCGCCCCGCGUCAUCCUCGGGCAGGGCCCCGUCUGGGGCCGCGUGGGCCCCCCUCGCGUCGCCCCGCCCGCCGGAAUUAGCCGAUUGCGUGGUCAACUGUUUGUUCAGCCGCCGCGCUGAUUUAGAAGCGGCUAGCCUUUUCCUCGCCCUCCCAAUGAACCCUUUGGGACGUGGGCUUUCUAUGCGUGUGUGAGCUUCGCCAAGACGAGUGGCGCG
This is a messenger RNA of Prorocentrum cordatum, 1116 nucleotides long. NCBI's taxonomy places the organism in Eukaryota, Dinophyceae, Prorocentrales, Prorocentraceae. The record is from the annotation of a GenBank genome assembly.